Pochonia chlamydosporia 170 is the source of this 1413-nucleotide messenger RNA. RefSeq names its product MFS pantothenate transporter. Gene Ontology annotation, cellular component: plasma membrane. The transcript is spliced from 5 exons. Gene Ontology annotation, molecular function: pantothenate transmembrane transporter activity. Gene Ontology annotation, biological process: pantothenate import across plasma membrane. The record is from RefSeq and is a predicted model, not a curated record. NCBI's taxonomy places the organism in Eukaryota, Fungi, Ascomycota, Sordariomycetes, Hypocreales, Clavicipitaceae. Bases 1 to 1413 code for a protein of 470 amino acids.
AUGGGUUCAUCACGCUUUCGCGAGUACUUUUCUGUGCAUUACCAGCCUGGAGAGCGGAAGCUCAUCCAGAAGAUUGACUUCUUCAUUCUUACCUUUUGCUGCCUCAGUUAUUUGGUCAACUACCUUGACCGGAGCAAUCUUGCCAAUGCAUACGUAUCGGGAAUGAAAACUGACCUUGGUUUCACCGGAAACCAGUUUAAUGAAAUCAACACUUGCUUCACUGUCGGCUACGUCAUUGGCCAAGUGCCAUCAAACUUGUCCCUUCACUAUGUCAAACCUCGAUUCUGGUUCCCGGCCAUGAUGAUUCUCUGGGGAGCACUCACCAUGGUCACCGCAUCUGUUCACAACCCUCAGUCCAUCAUGGCCAUUCGAUUUUUUCAAGGCAUCUGUGAAGCCUCCACCUUUGUCGGCACCCACUACAUUCUCGGUGCAUGGUAUACCGAGCGGGAGUUGGGCAAGCGAAGUGGCAUAUUUACGUCAUCUGGAUUGGCUGGCACCCUCAUUGGUGGUUUCAUCCAGACCGGCAUCAACAGGAGUCUCAACGGUCGGCUUGGCCUUGCAGGAUGGCGGUGGCUGUUUAUCAUUGACGGUCUCCUCACUGUUCCUGUGGCCAUUUACGGCGUCAUCUUCUUCCCCGAUACGCCGCAAACGACUACCGCGUUUUACCUCACAGAGGAGGAAAAGAAGUUGGCUGUCUCUCGCGUCCCCGAGGUGCCUGAGCAGUCUCCUGUAACACUCAAGUUCCUCAAGAAGGUCUUGUCAUCAUGGUAUUGGUGGGGGUUUGUCGGCCUGUGGUGUCUCGCAGGCGAGCUAGAAAGCUUCAGUACAAACUCCCUGUUGGCACUCUUUUUGGAAAACCACCCCGUCCACAAGUACACUACCGCGCAAAAGAACAACUAUCCCACUGGUGUACCUGCAGUCGGCAUCGCGUCGACUCUAUUCUGGGCGACCUUGACCGAUUUCCUCGGCGGCAAGCGUUACCUGGUUGGAUAUUUUAUUGGCUUGACAAGCAUUGCAACCUCCAUCAUGAUCUUGGUCUCUUCGCGUGACCCUACGAACCCACACUCAACAACCGUCACAAUGGCCGCCUACUACUGGGCAGGUUCUGUCUACGCCUGCCAAGCUACAUUUUUUGCCUGGUGUAAUGAUGCCAUGAGAUAUGAACAAGCCACUUUCCGCAGUGUUGUUCUAGCUGGCAUGAACCUUGGAAACAAUGCCGUCAACGCCUGGUGGAGUAUUAUCUUCUAUGGAGUAUCCAUGGCUCCGUGGUUUAUUCGAGGUAUGUGGGCAAUGAUUGCGUGCUCAAUUGCGCUCAUUAUUUGGACCGUUGGUCUGUCAUGGAAGGACCACAAAAACAAGAAGAGCUUGGUCGUCGAGGUUCAUCAUGCUGAGACGAAACUUGAAGAACCUUAG